Lucilia cuprina (Australian sheep blowfly) is the source of this 596-nucleotide messenger RNA. RefSeq lists its product as uncharacterized. NCBI's taxonomy places the organism in Eukaryota, Metazoa, Arthropoda, Insecta, Diptera, Calliphoridae. The transcript has a single exon. The coding region runs from base 107 to 415 and encodes 102 amino acids. The record is from RefSeq and is a predicted model, not a curated record.
ACCCACUUGUUUGUCAAAAAAACAUUCUCCUCCAUCAUUUCCGUUAAAAACGCCAUUAUCUUUAAAACAGCAUUUUAAAUAAAUCACAAAAUUCUUCUCACGCAUCAUGUCAUCCGAUGAAUCUAAUUCCACUGAACUCUUAACAUCCUCGCAAAAAUCUAAAAGAACUUAUAAAUCCCGCAUGAUUCCUUUGGAGUCCGGACAACGUUGUAUAGCCUCAGCUAUGGCAAGAAUUAUUAAGCACAUGGUUAGUAAAGAAUUGCAAGAACGUUGUAAGGAUCUCUUGCAAAUGGAAGAUAUGGCCGAGACUGAGGCACGUAUUUUACAUGUUUUACAGCAAAUCGAUAAAGAACGAGAGGAGGCGGAGAAGGAAAAGGGCAAUAAACGGAAAAGAAUUAAAAAGACUUUUGGUUAAGGAAAAAUAAAAGAUGGACUAAAAGUUUAAAUCUUACAAAUAAGAAACCUAACCUUAAAAUAAGUAUUAAAAUUUGUAAAUCUAAAACUAACCUCAAAAUUUGUUACAGCUUUUAAACAUCUUUUUUAUUUAAAAUAUUUAAAAUAAGUAAAACCAGCAUAACCUAAAAAAACUAUUGAGU